Notothenia coriiceps (black rockcod) is the source of this 7884-nucleotide messenger RNA. Its product is annotated as transcription factor TFIIIB component B'' homolog. The transcript has 29 exons. The record is from RefSeq and is a predicted model, not a curated record. Gene Ontology annotation, cellular component: transcription factor TFIIIB complex. Gene Ontology annotation, biological process: RNA polymerase III preinitiation complex assembly. NCBI's taxonomy places the organism in Eukaryota, Metazoa, Chordata, Actinopteri, Perciformes, Nototheniidae. Bases 103 to 6693 code for a protein of 2196 amino acids. Gene Ontology annotation, molecular function: TFIIIC-class transcription factor complex binding.
AUGGCGGAUUAGUUUGUGCAUGGGGUCCGCUACCAGGUAGCUGUCUUCGAUAAAUGUAAGCCUAUUUCUCCCAGCAAAUGAGAUAUUUUUGAACGGGUCAAAAUGUUCCGUCGGUCAAGAUUUAGUAUCCGGCCCAAUGUUGGUGCUACAGGAAAAACAGCAUCAACACCUCAGGAAUCCCCUUCAGCCAAUCAGGAGACCAGUGAGACCCCUAAGGACGUUGGUGAGAGCUCCACUGCUUCUGCUGUUACAGAUAACAAGCCUCCUGUGAACCCAUCAGAAACACCUACAGUCCCAGGGGAUGGUAUUGACCAACAUGUGGAAGGUACCAGCUCCUCAGCAGCCCUCCAGAGAAGGAAGCGGUUUUCCUUCAAGCCUAAAGUGGCCCCAGGCCGCCCCUCCAUUGCUGCUCGGAAAACAAGAACCCCUGUCAAGGCAGCCUCUGAAACCCCUAUUUCAGACCAUUACAAGCCAAAUACGUCCAGCCAAACUGGGACUGCAUCAGCCCCUCAGAGACUGCAGUCCCCAAGGCGACGGAGACCUUCAGAAGAGAGCAAGCAGCAAAUAAUUCAACCCAAACCAACCACCAUCCUUUCAGAGCCUUCAGUUGUACCUACAACUGAGGACUCUACAGAAAAUAAAUCGUUGCUGGCGAACACUGGCAAAGAAUUUGAAAACAUUUCAGCCAGUCAAGGAAAUGAAGCUUCUUUCAGUCUCCCGGAUAAAGUGCCUCUCUCUCUACCAGACAAAGAAGCUAUUGCAAUAUCAGAGAAAGCCAGGACUCUAAUGUCAUCUAAGAGUAGGCUGUCACUGUCAACACCAGCGUUCUCCCUGAGUCGCCUCCUGAAUGACCCUUCAGACUUACAGAGGCUUGCAAAGGCCCAAAAACUCAGAGACCUGCUCAGAGAGGAGAUGCACAAAGAAAAGGUAAACUCAGAUUAUUCAAAAACCAAGAGAUCUAAGAAAAGGGAAAAGGAAUUUGAUUUAGAUCCUGCCAAAAUGACCAUGAGGGACCUCAUCCGUUAUCUACCACAGUCUAACCCCAUGACAUCUAGUUUGGAAGAGUCCGUUGUAGAGAAUGAGACUGUGGUCCCACCUUCUCCAGGAGGACAAAAUGUCCCAGAGAAAGUGCAGGAACCCGAGUUCGUCCCAAAACUGCCAAGCCAGUGUGAGGAGGAAGCAGAGGCAGAGGCAGAAGCAGAGGCAGAGGCAGUGGCGGAUGAGGAGGAGGAAGAGGAGGAGGAGGAGGAGGAUGAUGAUGCUGUGAUGGUUCCUCAGGUCAAAGUUGCAGAGGACGGCACACUGAUCAUUGAUGAAGAGAGCUUGACCGUGGAAGUCCAGCGAGCCAAAGGGCCAAAUCCAGCAAAUGAGCGAGACCCCAUCUUUGAGCGUGGCUCCACUACAACUUACUCAAGCUUCAGGAAAGGGACCUACUGCAAACCCUGGUCCAGCGAAGAGACAGACAUGUUCUUUCUGGCAAUUAGUAUGGUGGGAACAGACUUUUCCAUGAUUUGCCAACUGUUUCCUCUGAGAGCACGAUCAGAGAUAAAGAACAAAUUUAAAAAAGAAGAGCGAGAGAAUUCCUGGAGGAUUGACAAAGCUUUCAGAGAAAGGCGCAAACUGGACAUUGAGUAUUUUUCUAAACUGUUAGAAAAGAUACUGGAAGUUCACAAAAACAGGAAGAAACUGAAGGCAAUGGCUGAGAAGAAACCUCCAAAGGAGAGCAAGAAAAGAGAAAAGGGCCGAAAGAAAGCUGGGAAGAAGCUGAGUGUUGUGGGGGGGGAAAAUGAGGAAGAGCAGAAGGAAAAUCCUGAUUUGGAGAAAGAGGGAGAGAAGGAGAAUGAGGACCUCUGUAAUGAGGCGGGAACCACUGCUGUUGAGUCUAAGAAAAAACGCAAAAUAAAGAAUACCUCAACUGAGGAACCAAAGGACAAGAAAAACAAAACGGAUAAAAAGAGCAAUGAACAAGAUGAGGCCUUUAUACCUGGAGACAAAGAGGCAGCACUUCCUGAGGACUGUCAAAAAUCAGACAUGUCUGAAAAGACUGAGGGAGCCAAGGAUGGCACGAUCAAGCCAGCCAAACUUUCACGAGGUAGAGCACCAAAACCACUGCUGCCGUUGGGCCGAAAGAGGGGUAAAAAGCCCCCACCUCCCUCCACGACCAACGAUGAUGCAUCAGAUAAAGGAGAGGAGAGUCUGAUUGAUGGAGCAUCCACAGAGCAGGUAAAAAAAGAUGCAUCACCUUCAAGGCAAGACCAAAAUAGUAAGUCAGCCAAUAAUGGUCAUUCAUCUGAAGAGGAGGAAGCAACCGUUCAACCUCCAAAACCUACCAGGUAUGGAAGAGUGCCUAAACCCACCAAGCCCUUGAAUUACUCUGCCAAGGAGGCUGCAUCUGAAACCAGUCCUGCCUCGCCAGAUGCGUCCACUGCUUCUGCUGCCAGGCCUAAACCCAAAUCCACAGCCAAGAGGGGAAGAUCAUCAAAGCAGCAAUCAUCCCAAGAGUCCAAAAAGCCUAAAUUAGUCACCCUAAGGGCUUCUCAGUCAGAAUACAGUGAUGAGGAGGAUGAAAAGCAGCGAGAGGAAGAAGAGUUGGAGGAGGAGCAGCACGUUGCAUGCAGUCCAAGUAGGGACAGCUCUGCCCCCGUAUUUGUGCCGGCCAUUCUGCGCUCCCCACAUCCUGUCAUUUCAGAAGUGGAAGAGACAAUGGAGGAACUUGAUAUCUUGGCCACUAUGCCUGAUGUGUUGGGCAUCUCCCAAAAUGCACUCUGCCCUGAUGACUCUUGGGAGUGGGCACAAAAAGAAACAGGCACAGCUGAACCCUGCGAACAUCAGCUGGACCUGCUCGUUGAUGUUAUUGACUUCCUUUCUAUAGACCAUGCAGAAGUAUCUGAGGACGAGAGCUACAAUGAGGCUGCUCAAACCCUGUUGACAAUUGGGAACCUGGCUCACCUCUCACAGUCAGCACAGAAUCAAAUAGCCAUAGAAGAUCAAUUAACAGGGACAACAUCAGACAGUUUGAAUGAAACCAGAGAACAGCUAGAAGAAGAGGUUGCCACAAAGAUUGAUGCAGUAAAGGAAAACCGUGCCACUCCUGUUGUGUCUGCAACUUCUGUUAAUGAAGUCACAGAAACGUCCGAAACUGUUACCACAGUGGAGCUACAAAACAUUAUUGACAAUAAUGACGUCCCCAUUCUUGAAUCCAGUGAUCAGAGGACAGGUUCUGAUAUGGAUCCAAUCUCUCAAUUAACCUCAAAGACAGAUUCUCCACCGACCAGGAGAGCACGAUUAUCCAAGGUGAAACCAAAACCUAACCUAGGCCAAGCUUCAAGGACUGCUCAGUCAAAAUCACAACCGGCAACAUCAACAGUAAGGGCAGCUGAAGAAAGCCCAUCGGAUGCUCCUGACCUUUCUCAAGCCCCUUGUCCUAGUCCUGCUUUGGAUAUGAAACCGUCAGUAGAUUUAGCCUCUACUCCUAUUCUGACAGAAGAACUCUCAGGUGUAUCAGGUGCAAAAACAUCACAGCGACGUGCGUCAGAAAACAAGGACAUCUCUGAAGCCCAGUUUGAAAUCAGAAGGGAACCAGACAGGAGAGACACAAGGCCAACAUAUGGGUCAACAGAUGAAGAUAAGAUGUCUCAUGUUGGGACAUCUGAGAUGAGUUGUAAUAAUCCACUGACAUCUGACACAGUUGUCGCUGAAAUGCAGAUUGGACAAGGAUCAAAAAGCAACUAUCCUGCUUCAUGUGUUAAACCUUUAGAAGAGUUACCUGCCAGAGAGAAAGAAGAGAGUGAAGUCAAAUCUGCAACUCAAACAAGGAAAAGUCGAUUCCAGAAAGUCAAUCCCAACCUAACACAGACAUCAAGGUCCAUACAUUCUAAAGCUCAAACCUCAAAAGACACCAUAGAGAAAGACUCAUACUCAACUCCAGUUACCAAAUUCCAUGAAAAAAUAAUAGCAGAGCCAACUUUCACCACCUCAACUGAAAAACAAAUUCAAAGUGAUGUUCCAGAGUUGACAGAUGAAGUUCUGAUGUCAGAUGUGAAAUCUGAGAGUAGAUGUAAUAAUCCACUGAAAUCUAACGCAGCAGCCACAGACUUGCAGCUUGGACAAGGGUCCAUCAAAGGCUCUGUCCAAGAGAGCAAAGACCAUCCUGCUACAUGUGUGACACCUGUUGAAAAGUUACCUGUCGGUGAGAAAGAAGGGAGUGAAGUCAAAUCUACAAGUCGGGCAAGGAAAAGUCGAUUCCAGAAAAUCAAACCCAAUCUCAACCUAGCACAGACAUCAAGGACUGUACGUUCUAAAGGCCAAACUUCAAAAGACAACAUAGAGAAAGACUCGGACUUGACUCCAACUACCAGAUUCCAUGAAAAAACAAUAGCAGAGGUUGAAGCGGAGCCAACUUGCACCACCUCUCCUUCUGAAAAACCAAGUCACAGUCCUGGCCCUUCUUCAGAUUGUAUACCUUCAUUGGAUUUCGGGAUAACUCUUAAACCUACAGAGGAACUGUUUACAACUGUGGAGAAAGAGACAGACCUUGAAGUUGUAUCAGGCUCAACAACAACACAACAGAGUGCCUCAGAAACCAUGAACCUCUCUGAGGCCCAGUUUGAACCCAGUAGGGGACAGGAAACCAGAGACACAAAGCCUGCAUCUGAGUCAACUGAAGAAUCUGCUUCAUCUGUUACACCAGUAAUAGAGUUACCUGUCAGUCAGAAAGAAGCGAGUGAAGUCAAAUCUUCUUGUAAGACUAUUAGAAUAUGUUUACAUCAAGUCAAACGCAGAUCCAACUUAUCACAGAUGUCGAGAACUGCGCAGUCAAAGCCUCAAGUCACUAAAGACCCAUUCCUACCCAUGCCUCAGGCAGAGACAUGCUCCAGCCCAACUUCAAGACCUAAUUUACCUGACAAGACAACAGCAGAGGUAGAGGCACAGCCAUCUUGCAGUACCAUCCCUUCUGAACAACCUAGCCAUAGCACUGCGUCAGUAUCAGUACAAUCAUUGGAAUUAGACUCCACUCCUAAAACCAUAGAACAAAACAAAAAUGUUGCAUGUGAGCUAGAGUCAAGCUCAGAGGGCUCUGAACAAAGUGUUUCACAAAGAAGGCAACGCUUUCCAAAGGUCAAACCCAAACCCAAUUUGGGAUCAUCUCUUAGAACUACACGCUCAAAACUGCAGUCAAAUGAUAUCUGUAAACCAGCAGAGCAGUGUCAUAUGAAAACCUCUUUAACCACAGAACAACAGCCUUCUGAUAAUGAUGACGCAGGACCUGGUUUGCAAAGUGAGUGCAAACAGGACAUGUUCUUUAAAGCUACAAAGACAAUUACACAACCAACGGAUGGCCCAACAACAGUUUCCGAUGUCCAGUCUUCAGGAGAUGGUUCAACAGAGUCCCAAAUUGUCUCCAUGCAAUCUACUAAUACACACUCCACACCAGAUCCAAAAGAAAGCACUCAGGAGCCACCUACAGAAAAUGACCCCGAGGCACCAAGUCAAGAUGCAGUUCAACAAUCUUCUGAAACCAAUGAAACAAGUGUCAAAAGCCCUGAUGAGAAACAGCCAGAGCCAACAGACUCUCCCUCUGGAAAAGCUCCCCCGACUCGUAGAGGCCGACUUAUUAAACCCAAACCCACCCUGGGACGCAGCAGGCGGCCUCCACAACAUGUCAAGAAUACACAACAAGCAGAAGCAGCAGAUGUUGGUAUUCUCUCAGAAGGUGGGGAUGAUUCAGUUUGCCCCAAACUUGUGGCUGAAGUCGUACCUGACAUCCUGAAACCAGUAGAGGGCGCCAUUGAUCAAAGUAGUAACACAAUUCCCUCUCCAAAAUAUGCUGAUACUUCACUGGGAAGCUCAACAAAAGUAAUUGAACAACUGAGUCAACAUGAACCCCUUGUAGAGGUUUCUGGAUUGUCUACUGGUUGCACGACACAAGUACCUGACUCAGGUACUCAGGAUGCAUCAACAUCAAGUGCAGGUGGGACCCAAGGUCAUCCCAGCUUCACAAUAUUUCCAGACAUGAUGUUGCCUCAGGAUCCUUCUGAUCCAGAUGAACCGUUCUUCAUCCUCUCUCUGACCGAGAUCCCAGUCAGCUCAUCUGGGGAGGGGGUGGACAGUGUGCCUGAGCCCCUCCCUUCUCUUCCUGUAACAGAUGCUCCAAUAGAGCAACAGAGUGUUCCUGGAGAGAGUUUGGCAACAGCAGAAGAGCAGUCUCCACCUAAUGUCACUGUGCCUGUGCCCAUGGAGGACAGUAAUGAGACAGGCGUCAUACAUGUGAAAGACCCAGAUGAUGGUUCAAUUGAGGGGAAUCAAGUGGACCCACAUGAGAGAACUACAGUUCAUCCGUCUACAGUGCAAGAGACUGGACAGAAUAAAGAUGAGACUGAAAUUCCUCCGACAAAGGAAAGACAAACAGGCACUAGAAGAAGAGAAACGGCCAAACCGCAGGUGAAGCCCAAAACGACAAAGAGGAAACAAACCAGCAAGACUGCCGCUGCUAAGAAAGCUGAGUCCCUCCCCAUCCAAACAGACACCACGGAGCAGUUAGAGCUUCCUGGGCCUUCUGUGCAGCCAGAGGCUUCUGACGACACUGAGCCACAGAGAGGAAGGGCUGAUCAUGUAGAAGUGGAAAAGGAGACUCUGACAGAUGUUGUGGACCCUGAGGGCACCGGCUCAGGAGACAAAAACUACACGGACUAGUAGUCGGAAUAGAAAAGCAAAGGAUUCUGACCCUGGCAAAGCAGCUUCUAAGAGCACUAAGGUGAAAACUCCUCUUGCAAAAGGAAAAAAAUGGACCCCGGCAGCUGUAGCCUCAACACCAUGUGAAGUCACCCCAAAACCCGGUCUGAACCCGGGGCAACAUGCUUCAGAGCACAGCCCACCACGCUCAGAGCAAAGGCCUAGCACUUCCCUUUGUCCAGCUGAGGGUUCAAUUUCUCAGCCAAGUGAAUAUAUGGAGAGCAGCUCUCUAGAGGAGGAGCCCACCAGUGUUUCUCAGUACUUCCUAAGUGACAUUUUUACAGAUGCUGAAGAGGGGUGACAGCUGUGAAGAGUCUGGGAAAGAGGAGGAACCCGCGGGUGGUUUGCUCUUUUUACAUUUCUGUUGUGUUAAGUUAUAGAUUAAUUUAUAACUAAGUUGUUUUUGUUGCUUUUGCUGUCAGUUGUAAUUAAAUUAAGAUAUAUUUGCUGUACUUACACAAGCACUUUGAAUAUGUACAGUUGUUCCAAUUGACUGAAAAUUAUUUUGAAAAAGCCAGUAUCAAAUAAUUAAUAUUAAAUUGUACAAAUUAAUAACUCAAAAGCUGGUAAAUCACUUGUUUCAUUUAAUGAGUAUUUUUACAAUAAUCCAUUAUGUUUCACGCCUCAGAUACCUUUUUUUGGUUACCUGGGAAAAUGUAAAUAUUGCACACUGGCUUUUUUGAUUGUUCUUUUUCAUUUCUGUUCCAUGAAAAAACCCGGAUUACUUGACAUCAUGUACUGUUAUACGUUUAAAAAGUAUUACCUUUUUAUAAUGCCUCAUCUGUGUAUUCAGUUUUGUGCAAAUGUUAAUUCAUCUUUUUGUAUUGGACAAAAAACAAUGUCUUAAAAUGUGCUUUUCCAUUUCGAAAACUGAAUUUCCUUUUUAAAUGGCUUCAUUUGAUCCUGCAAACACACCCCAUGUAAGGUUAAGGUAGUCAACUUGUAUUUAAAAUAAGCUCUCAUUGAGACAUUUUGUUGUACUGUACAUAAUGUUGUUCAGUUCAAUGUUAAAGUGGUCCUUGUACAGAUUCAAAGCAUUCUUUUUAUGUUUGAUACUUGAAACAAAGGCACAUCAUGUGUUAUUGUUAUGUUUUAUAAGUUCAUUAAAAUAACACAUGUAAGGUAAGGUCUGAAUAAAAUGUAUUCUUCCAA